AUGAGGCUCCAUUAUCUGCUAUUUGCAUUCCUCAUCUUGUUCUUGGUGCCUGCUCCGGGGGCUGGAUUCCUCGCAAAUGGACUCCGAAGAUUCUUCUGCCGAAUAAGAGGCGGCCGGUGUGCUGUGCUCAACUGCCUUGGACAGGAAGAACAGAUAAGCAAAUGUUCGAACAGAGGUCGAAAAUGCUGCCGAAAGAAGAAGAAGUAG
This is a messenger RNA of Psammomys obesus (fat sand rat), 207 nucleotides long. RefSeq names its product beta-defensin 14-like. The record is from RefSeq and is a predicted model, not a curated record. Lineage: Eukaryota; Metazoa; Chordata; Mammalia; Rodentia; Muridae. Gene Ontology annotation, molecular function: CCR6 chemokine receptor binding; chemoattractant activity. Bases 1 to 207 code for a protein of 68 amino acids. The transcript has 2 exons. Gene Ontology annotation, cellular component: extracellular region. Gene Ontology annotation, biological process: defense response to bacterium; cell chemotaxis.